This is a messenger RNA of Habropoda laboriosa, 2633 nucleotides long. It is a transcript of the gene TER94, whose product is annotated as transitional endoplasmic reticulum ATPase TER94. Bases 81 to 2483 code for a protein of 800 amino acids. NCBI's taxonomy places the organism in Eukaryota, Metazoa, Arthropoda, Insecta, Hymenoptera, Apidae. The transcript is spliced from 13 exons. Gene Ontology annotation, biological process: mitotic spindle disassembly; retrograde protein transport, ER to cytosol; autophagosome maturation. Gene Ontology annotation, cellular component: nucleus; cytosol; VCP-NPL4-UFD1 AAA ATPase complex. Gene Ontology annotation, molecular function: ATP hydrolysis activity; polyubiquitin modification-dependent protein binding; ATP binding. The record is from RefSeq and is a predicted model, not a curated record.
UGUUGCUGAGUCGUACAUAUUGCGAUACUGAGUCUGAUCGUUGCGUGUACAUUGUCUUUUGCAUAAAAGUCAAGUGAAUAAUGAGUGAGCCAAAAAGUGAAGAUUUGACAACAGCAAUCCUUCGAAAGAAGGAUAAGCCAAACAGAUUAUUAGUAGAUGAAGCUACUGCUGAUGACAAUUCUGUUGUGGCUCUUUCACAAGCGAAGAUGGAUGAGUUACAACUUUUCAGAGGAGAUACAGUAUUAUUGAAAGGAAAAAGGCGCAAAGAAACUGUUUGCAUUGUUCUUUCUGAUAAUUCAUGUCCCAAUGAAAAAAUUCGCAUGAACCGUGUUAUAAGAAAUAACUUACAUGUACGCUUAAGUGAUGUUGUUUCUGUACAAGCAUGUCCAGAAGUUAAAUAUGGAAAACGCAUUCAUGUACUACCAAUGGACGAUACAAUAAGUGGUCUUACAGGAAACUUAUUUGAAGUUUACUUAAAACCGUACUUCCUGGAAGCAUAUCGUCCUGUUCAUAAAGAUGAUAACUUUAUUGUACGCGGUGGUAUGCGUGUUGUAGAAUUUAAAGUAGUGGAAACAGACCCUGGGCCGUUUUGUAUUGUAGCUCCUGAUACAGUUAUUCAUUGUGAAGGUGAUGCUAUUAAGAGGGAGGAGGAAGAAGAAGCAUUAAAUGCUGUAGGUUAUGAUGAUAUUGGUGGUGUUCGUAAACAAUUAGCUCAAAUUAAAGAAAUGGUAGAAUUACCUUUAAGGCAUCCAUCUUUAUUUAAAGCUAUUGGAGUUAAGCCACCUCGCGGUAUUCUUUUAUAUGGCCCACCAGGCACGGGAAAAACUCUUAUUGCUCGUGCUGUUGCAAAUGAAACUGGAGCAUUCUUCUUUCUUAUUAAUGGUCCUGAAAUUAUGAGUAAACUUGCUGGAGAAUCAGAAAGUAAUUUAAGAAAAGCAUUUGAAGAAGCAGAAAAGAAUUCACCAGCUAUAAUUUUCAUCGACGAACUUGAUGCUAUUGCUCCAAAAAGAGAAAAGACUCAUGGAGAAGUAGAGAGACGCAUAGUGUCUCAACUGUUAACAUUAAUGGAUGGUAUGAAACAAAGUGCCCAUGUUAUUGUAAUGGCUGCUACUAAUCGACCUAAUAGCAUUGAUCCAGCAUUACGUCGCUUUGGACGUUUUGAUAAAGAAAUUGAUAUUGGAAUACCUGAUGCCACUGGCCGAUUGGAAAUUUUAAGAAUUCAUACAAAAAAUAUGAAGCUUGCAGAUGAUGUCGAAUUAGAAGAGAUCGCAGCAGAAACACAUGGGCAUGUGGGAGCUGAUUUAGCUUCAUUGUGCUCUGAAGCAGCAUUGCAACAAAUUCGUGAAAAAAUGGAUCUCAUCGACUUAGAAGAAGAACACAUAGACGCUGAAGUUUUAUCUUCCCUUGCUGUUACCAUGGAUAAUUUCAAAUUUGCCAUGACUAAGAGUAGUCCAAGUGCUCUACGAGAAACUAUUGUUGAAGUUCCAAAUGUUACAUGGGAUGAUAUUGGAGGUUUACAAAAUGUUAAAUUGGAAUUGCAGGAAUUAGUACAGUAUCCAGUUGAACAUCCAGAUAAAUUCUUGAAAUUCGGUAUGCAACCAUCAAGAGGUGUAUUAUUCUAUGGGCCACCUGGCUGCGGUAAAACUUUAUUGGCUAAAGCAAUAGCUAAUGAAUGUCAAGCAAAUUUUAUUUCUGUGAAGGGUCCAGAAUUGUUAACAAUGUGGUUUGGUGAAUCUGAAGCUAAUGUCAGAGAUGUUUUCGAUAAAGCAAGAGCUGCAGCUCCUUGUGUAUUAUUCUUUGAUGAACUUGAUUCUAUUGCCAAAUCUCGUGGAGGUACGAUAGGGGAUGCUGGCGGAGCAGCAGACCGUGUAAUUAAUCAAAUUUUAACAGAAAUGGAUGGUAUGGGUGCGAAAAAAAAUGUUUUUAUUAUUGGAGCCACUAAUCGUCCUGAUAUUAUUGAUCCCGCUAUUCUUCGACCUGGUAGGUUAGAUCAAUUGAUUUAUAUACCAUUGCCAGAUGAAAAGUCUCGAGAAGCAAUUUUCAGAGCCAACCUUCGAAAAUCACCUGUAGCGAAGGAUGUAGAUUUAAGCUAUAUAGCUAAAGUAACGCACGGCUUUUCGGGUGCCGAUAUAACAGAAAUUUGUCAACGUGCAUGUAAACUUGCUAUUAGACAAAGUAUUGAAACUGAAAUUCGAAGAGAAAAAGAACGUGCUGGUAAUCCAUCUGCAUCUAUGGAUAUGGAUGAAGAUGAUCCUGUACCAGAAAUAACUAGAGCUCACUUCGAGGAAGCAAUGAGGUUUGCGCGACGUUCAGUGUCUGAUAACGAUAUUCGAAAAUAUGAAAUGUUCGCACAGACGCUUCAGCAAUCACGUGGAUUUGGCAGUAAUUUCAGAUUUCCACAAAGUGGAGCAAGUGGCGCUCAAGACACAACACAAGGUGAUCAAACCUUCCAAGAUGAUGGAGAUGAUGAUCUUUACAGCUAAAUCUUCUUGUUUGUGUACCUCAUUACAGUGAGCAUGCGACAAAAGGGCCUGUCUAUUCUACAAAAAAUACUUUGUGUCUUUAAACACAAAUUUUACAGAAAAAUAAUUCUAAGAAAUUGAUAAUACAAAAAUACAUAAAUCUAAUACAAU